Molecule: messenger RNA, 2047 nt
Organism: Salvelinus sp. IW2-2015
Lineage: Eukaryota; Metazoa; Chordata; Actinopteri; Salmoniformes; Salmonidae
Source: RefSeq, a predicted model, not a curated record
AAAAAGAAAAGAGACCCCUGUCCCCUCCUACCCCCCUCCUCACCCACUCCCCAAUUAGUCGUCUAUUGGUGGGGUAAUCCAAUCAGGAGUGACUACAGCUCGCCCUCCGUCGCCCGUCUCAGUCUGAGCAGACUCCUCAAAGACACACACCCUCCACAGACAGAAAGUUUAGCGGGGUGGGAUUCCUGGUGCCAAGAUGACGGAGCGCUAUGACUGCCACUACUGUAAGGAAUCCCUGUUUGGUAAGAAGUACGUCCUGAGAGAGGAGAACCCAUACUGUGUCAAAUGCUACGAGAGCCUGUACUCCAAUACCUGUGAGGACUGCAAGAAACCCAUCGGCUGCAAUACCAGGGACCUGUCCUACAAGGACCGCCACUGGCACGAGGAGUGUUUCCAGUGCUUCCAGUGUAAACGGUCUCUGGUGGACAAGCCCUUCUCCACCAAGGAUGACCAGCUGCUCUGCACUGAGUGCUACUCCAAUGAGUACUCCUCCAAGUGCCACGAGUGCAAGAAGACCAUCAUGCCUGGUGAGAACCAUACACCAGAUCCAUCGAAUCUAUCCCUCCCUCGGUCCCUCCCUCCCUCUCUGCUCUUCUCUCCCACAUGCAGGCUCCAGGAAGUGGAGCAUAAGGGUAACAGCUGGCAUGAGACCUGCUUCACCUGCCAGCGUUGCCAGCAGCCCAUCGGCACCAAGAGCUUCAUCCCCAAGGAGAACCAAAACUUCUGUGUGCCCUGCUACGAGAAGCAGUUUGCCAUGCAGUGUGUGCAUUGCAAGAAACCCAUCACUACUGGUGGGGUGACCUAUCACGACCAGCCCUGGCAUAAGGACUGCUUCCUGUGCACCGGCUGCAAGCAGCAGCUGUCAGGCCAGCGGUUCACCUCCCGUGAUGACUUUGCGUACUGCCUCAACUGUUUCUGCAACCUGUACGCUAAGAAGUGUGCCUCCUGCACCACCCCCAUCAGCGGUCUGGGUGGCAGUAAGUACAUCUCCUUUGAAGAGCGUCAGUGGCACCAUGACUGCUUCAACUGUAGGAAGUGCUCCGUCUCCCUGGUGGGCCGGGGUUUCCUCACCGAGCGUGACGACAUCCUGUGCCCUGAGUGUGGCAAAGACAUCUGAUUGGCAGGCAGCGAGUGGCCGACAAAUCUGAUUGGAUAGUAAUGAAACAACCAGGAAGAAUGUUUUAAAAUAAUAGAUUUACAAAAUCAGCGAGGAACCAUAGCAAUGAGUACCAACAACAACCCGUCAGAGCACAACUGAAUAUAUAUAUAUAUAUAUAUAUAUAUAUAUAUAUAUAUAUAUAUAUAUAUAUAUAUAUAUCAUAAUAGCACAAUAUACUAUUAGGCUACUAACCCAAUAUGCUAUUUGAGUUCUAAGAUAUCUAUUUGACAAUCAUAGGUUUUUGUGUCAUUGGUCUUAGAUUUUUUGGUAUGCAACAGCAAAUAUUGCUUUCUGUAUUCCCUGGCUUGAUAUCCAAUAUCAGUUUGAGGUUUUGCGCAAGAAUGUCUGCUGUCCUAAUCUAUUAUAUGCUGGUAAGAUUCAUAUAUUCAGAGUUUAUGCAUUUAGAAAGGAAAGUCUACCGAAAUUACACAAUUACUGCAGUCUAUGGAAACAAAUAUGUAAUUCUGUAAUUUGGGUGGACUAUCCCUUUACGUUUUGAAAGGUUAUUUUGUGGUGCGUAUGAAGGAGCACCAGUUUCUAAGUAAAUGAGCUCCAAAGUAAAUGUGAACUAACACAAAGGAACAGGUUUACCGGGCUUUUACACUGGUGCAAAGUUUGUAAUGUUAUUCAUGUGGGAAUAAAAAUAAAAGCUACAACUAAAGAAAAAUAUUAAAUGUUAAUAACAGAAGUGUAAAUAAUGACAGUUUGAUAAGCUCAAUUUAUCAUCCCAAAUAAAUGGCAAGUAUACAUUUGAGGCUGGUGCAAAUGCCUGGUAACUCUAUGUGCCUAUAAACGUAAGAGCCAACACAGCACUGUCUGUAUAAGUCAUUUUCCAAGGGCGCCGAUGAAGUCUGUGUUUGAAAUCCAAAUAAAGAACUACAAAAGACC